Molecule: messenger RNA, 2900 nt
Organism: Punica granatum (pomegranate)
Lineage: Eukaryota; Viridiplantae; Streptophyta; Magnoliopsida; Myrtales; Lythraceae
Source: RefSeq, a predicted model, not a curated record
GAAACCGGCCUCGGUACGGCCGCCUCAACCGCCUCCUUCCGACCAUAGGCCGUCUGUAAGAGGGAUCUUGAUUGAACUAAGAAAUAUCUUCCAGAAGCUAAAAGGGGUACCCUGAGCAAUUGCGAUAAUCGGGUUCGUCGAGGUUAAGCCGAUUGUUGAUGAUGCUUACACAGGAGGCAAUGCUGCAGCUCAAAAGUACGCUGCAAAGUUUGACAAAGUUGUACCAAAAAAGAUGUGAAUGUGUCUGAUGUUUGAGACUCAAAGUUGCUUUGCACGGCUAGUUCAUUGCAAAUGCAGUAGCAAGACAAGUGUUUGAUGUGGCAUACUUGUCGAUCUUUCCCUUUGAAAGUAUCCUUUACCCCUCUUCUACUGUUCUUGGCCUCAGCUCCUCCUUUGCUUCGCCUUGGCAGUAUGCACACUCGUACUACUUCUAGAGUUGUCAGAGACGAAGUUGCUGCUCUCAGAACCGUCGGUGAUGCCUUGUCUUGCUUCGAUAGGAUGACUCAGCUGCAGCCUCUGCCUCAUGUUUUUGAGUUCUCUCGUCUGCUAGGGGUGCUGUUGAGGAUGAGAUACUACUCCGAGGUGAUUAGUUUGAUAGAACGCAUGGAUGUGUUAGGGCUUACUGGCCAUAUCUCUGUUUGGAGUAUCCUAAUAAAUUGCCUUUGCCAUCUCAAGAAUGUUGGUCUCGCGUUUUGUGCUCUGGGUAAGCUCAUUAAACUUGGGUUUCAACCUGAUCUGGUGACUAUGACCACGUUGAUCCAUGGGCUCUGCAUUGAGGGUAAGAUUUCGAAAGCAGUGGUACUAGUCGAUGAGAUGGUGAAGAUGGGAUAUGAACCCAAUGCAGUUACAUAUGGAGUAAUUAUAAAAGGUCUAGUGAGGACAGGCAAGACUGAUUUGGCGGUCGGACUGAUCACUGAGUGGGAGUGUGUAAACGGCAGGUUGAGUACAGUGACCUACAACACCGUAAUUGAUGGACUUUGCAAGGAGGGACGGUUAAUGGAGGGUCUCAGCCUCUUCAGCAGAAUGACCGACAAAGGUAUUCCACCCGACAUGUUCACUUACAGCUCUUUGAUUCAUGGCCUAUGCUGCUCAGGCCUGUGGAAAGAGGCAGUUGCUUUGUCAUAUAAGAUGGCUGCUAAGGGUUUCCAAUCAGAUCUACUGAUUUAUAGCUCCUUGGUCCACUGUGCAUGCCAGCUAGGUCAGUGGAGAGAAGCUGACACUUUGCUGAAGCAAAUGCUGAGAGAGGGCAUACAACCUAAUGUUGUUACUUACACUGCUUUAGUUCAGGGUCUUUGCAAUGUGGGUCAAUGGUGCGAGGUCCAAAGACUAUUGCAUGAGAUGGUGCAGAGGGGAGUACUUCCAAAUGUUAAUACAUACAAUAUUUUGGUGGAUGCACAUUGUAAGGAGGGGCUGCUUCCUAAAGCAGAACAUAUUUUCAAGAUGAUGGCUCACAAAGGUAUAGAGCCAGAUGUAGUUACCUAUAAUGCAUUGAUGGAUGGCUAUUGUCGUCAGGGUUUCAUGGAUAAUGCUGCCAUAUUAUUCGACUUGAUGAUUGAAAGGAGGUGCUCUCCUGAUGUGUUUACUUAUAGUAUAUUGAUCAACGGUUAUUGCAAGGCUAAACAAGUGGAUAAAGCAUCAUUCCUAUUUCGAGAAAUGCUUGGCAAAGGGUUGAUUCCUAAUGUUGUGACAUACACCACUCUAAUAGGUGGCUUCUACCAAAUUGGAAACUCUCAUGUUGCAGAGCAGUUAUUUUACGAGAUGCAAGCUGCUGCGAAACAACCGGACCUUCAAGCCUAUGCAGUAAUGUUGAAUGGCUUAUGUAAAGCAAAACAAAUGGAUAGUGCAAUGAUGCUAUUUCAGCAUAUGAAAGACCAUAAGUUGGAGCCCAAUGACGUGAUCUACAAUAUCCUCCAAAAUGGUUUGUCCAACAUUGAGAAACUGGCAUGCUCACAAUAAUUCCAUAAAAGGAGAAAGACUAGUGCCCGGCACAGACUGUCAACACUACAGUCUAAAUCGAAUUACGGACUAUGAUGCCUGCAGGAUCAAAGAUCAAGAGUUUGACAACACUUGGGGUCGCAGAGGGAGGCAAAAAAGCUGCGCUAAAAAGUAUUGCUGGCCUUCAGGCUGAUAAUGAUGUUGUUCGACAUGAAUUUAAGAGGAGGGUCAAAACGGCAGAUCGGAGAAUCAUCUCUCCUGCAAUGACCUCUAUUGUAACUUUUCUAUCUCUGGGAACGUAAAGUUUGGAAGCUCCCAAUCGGUCUUACAGAUCUUCAGUUUGUACACCUGAUCAUCUUACUAAGAAGAUUGGCCAGAUUGCUUGAUUUGUGUGCGUGUUGGGGUGGGGGUGGGUUACCUCUUGAAAGUUAAAAUAGAUUGUCUUGGUUUAUGAGAGGAAAAUUGUACACUGACUGGUUUGGAAGCGCAGAUAUAAAUCAAAACAUUGUCUCUUUACUUCUUUCACGCUUCCAAAUGCAAGUCAUCGAUUUUCAUAUAGCAAAGAGUGAGUUGCCUGAGUGGCAUUAAUCUUCUCCAUGUUCUGGAAAUCACCAGAGACGGAAACAAAGCAAGCCCAGGAGCUGCUCGACCGAAGCAACAGACAAUUGCUUGAAUUUGAAGAAACCUGGUUUGAGAAGGAGCUUCACAGAUAAGUAACCGUAGGCAGCAUUUCCAGGAAUCAAAUUUGGCAUGCUGCAGUUUUCUAUGUUUUGUAGUGCAUGCAUAUUGGUUCGUACAAUACCUUGAAGGGAGAUUUAGUACUUUGUCUUCAUUGGUAGAGCCGGAAUAUAACUUUUGUUAGCUGGUGUAAUGUCGUGGAAGAGUGUUGGUCGGUCAGAUGAUUUUCGGUGUAAGAACAGUUACUUACUUCUGCCAGUGAAGCAUAAUUUUCCUUCGAACGAGUA